AGGUGACAAAUGCAGACAAUUCGCAACCUUUGCAUCCAUUCAGCCUCCACCUUCCGAUCCAUAAAGAUCAAUUAAUUACAUAUUUACCUGUAAUAAAAGAAAUGAAGCCUUUCGCUCUCCUCGUCUUAAUCGGAGUCGUCCUCUUCCCGAUCAGCACGACUUCGUUUUCCUGCUACAUGUGCACUUCGGAACAAGAGAAGAAAUGCAAGGAGGGCAAGCUGGAUGAUAAAUACGUUAAAAAUUGCGACUUAACAAACUCUGUUAAUCCUGAAACCAUGCAGCUCUGGAACGCCACAGAAAUUGCGGCUAUGCAGGAAGCCAAGCAAUUAUUUAACAUGGGGUGUUUUAAGACACACUUGACCUCGGGCGGGGAUGGCGGCACAGUCAAAAUGUGCAUGAUCUCGCCACACCUGGAUCGUAAGGAUUCGUGUGCCUCGGGAAACUAUGAGGGGAACGAGGCCCACGUGUGUUUCUGCCACUCGGACAAAUGCAACGGGGCGGGGGGAAACCCGGUCCCAUAUUUUGUCCUAGUUUCCGCUCUGUCCCUGCUUUUUGUCGCGGGAAAAAAAUAAUUUCUAACAAAUUUGAAUUUGUGUAUGUACGAUAUGAAUUGCAAAUAAAUCAUUGUUGAUUUCCAUCAUGAUUACAGAUA
Messenger RNA from Folsomia candida, 652 nucleotides. RefSeq lists its product as uncharacterized. Gene Ontology annotation, biological process: positive regulation of voltage-gated potassium channel activity; regulation of synaptic transmission, cholinergic; sleep. The transcript is spliced from 2 exons. The coding region runs from base 102 to 572 and encodes 156 amino acids. The record is from RefSeq and is a predicted model, not a curated record. Lineage: Eukaryota; Metazoa; Arthropoda; Collembola; Entomobryomorpha; Isotomidae.